ACGUUGAAAGAGGCAGAAAGAUUCGUAGUUAUGUUAGGGACCAUAGUUUACAGGACGAUGUUGUGGUAUGCAACUCCUUGGAUAGAUAUAUAUGGGAAAUGCAAGAGCUUCAAAGAGGCUAGAAUGACUGCUACAAUACAUGGCUCUAUAAUGAUGACCGCAGAAAACCACUAAUCAAUAGUCUGCAGUUCAUAAGAAUGGAUAAUUAUAUGCCCUUCGGUAAGCAACUUGAUUGUUCAACUAUGGGUGGGGAUAACACUGAACUUGAAAUCAUCAUCAAACAGGACGAACAUGAAGACUGGGAGCUUUGGGUGGAUGAAACUAUGAUCGGCUUUUGGCCAAAAUCAAAUUACAGAAGACACUAUGCAAACAAAAUUUCAUGGGGAGGUGAGGUAGUGAAUAAGCGGACAAGGGGAAGGCACACAUCAACCGAGAUGGGGAACGGCCAUUUCUCGAGCGAACCAAUAGGGAGCGUUGCAUACAUCAGUAACAUGGGCAUAUACGACCUCGACAUGGAUCGUUAUCAUGCUCCCGAAGCGAUCAAUGUAUACCUUCCCCGGCCGGACUGCUAUGAUCUCAAAUAUUUCCCAUCUGACGAUGAAUAUGGCCGGCAUAUAACAUUCGGUGGGCCUGGUUAUGAUAGAACAAAAUGUCCUUGAUCUUCUUAUUAGACUGUUAUCGAUGCUA
This is a messenger RNA of Nymphaea colorata (pocket water lily), 687 nucleotides long. RefSeq lists its product as uncharacterized. Lineage: Eukaryota; Viridiplantae; Streptophyta; Magnoliopsida; Nymphaeales; Nymphaeaceae. The coding region runs from base 198 to 659 and encodes 153 amino acids. The record is from RefSeq and is a predicted model, not a curated record. The transcript has 3 exons.